AUGCCCGUAAAGCGCAAGACGUUGGAGAAGGGCCGGAAGGCCAAGUCGCUGGCAACCAAACCUUUGGAAGGCAGUGCUGCCUUCAAGGAGGUAGACUCUGCCAGCACCGGUCUCGACAGCAAGUUGCUGCAGGACUAUGUGAAGGAAAUGCGGCAAGUGGUGCGAAAGGGCAUCAUCUCGGGCUGCGUCAGCAUUGCCUACCACAAGGACCAGGUAGUUCUAGCAGAUGCCGUGGGCAUGGCAGACGUCGAGCGGGGCACCCCUUUCUCAUUCGAUACAUACUGCCGAAUGUACUGUGCAACCAAGCCAUUCAUUGCCAUCGCCGUGUUUCGGUUUGCAGAAGAUGGCAAGUUGGACUUGAACGAUCGUCUGGAUAAGUAUAUUCCCGAGUUUGGCAAGGUCUUGGUUCAGCCAGAAGGUGCAGAUGCCCCUGUUGAGACGAAACGCCCGAUACUGCUGAAACAUUUGCUUUGCCACUGCUCAGGAAUUGCAUAUGCCCCGGACGUGGGCGAAACAGUUGAGGAUGAGAGUUCGAGGGCUUACCUCCAGCUGCAGCAAGACGUGCAGCAGAAGAGGAUCAAGACUCUAGCUGAAUUUGCCCGGGGCAUUGCCAGGGUGCCUCUCUCAGAUCAUCCAGGGAAUUCCUAUUGGUACGGCUUUUCCUUUGAUGUGUUGGGACGAGUCCUGGAAGUUGUUGGAAAGAAGAGGCUGGACAAGGUCCUGGCUGAGACCGUUUUCCGCCCCUUGGGCAUGAAGCACACAAAGUGGGCGGUGCGCAGGGACGAACUGCCUAAGCUUGCGGCCUGCUACGCUCACAAGCCGACAUGGAAGAAGCUGUACGGCCAUGUCAAGGGUCGCACUCCAAGCGCUGUUCGCCCAAGCCUCGUCCGCAUUGAUGGAAACAAGGCGCGCGACAGCCACUGGUUGAAAGGGAAAGAGUGUAGAGUACAAUCUGGCGGUGGCUUCAUGGGCUACCUCUAUGGCGGCUUAGUCAGCACAGUCGCCGACACAGCGCGGUUUGUCCGCAUGCUGAUGCAUAAAGGCAAGCUGGAUGAUGGACGGAGGUUUUUGAGCCCAUCGUCAGUGACAGCAUUGGAGAAAAAUCGUAUGAAGGAAGGUGUUGAUCCAGUCAAUUACCUGGGCAAUAUCGGAACUUACCGAAAGAAUGGCACAGAAUAUGGGAUGGGUGGUGCUGCAUGUACAUACUGGUCCAUUGACAGGGCGGACGAGACCGCGACUAUUUGGUUCACUCAGCACGUGGACAUGCCUGAGGUCGCAGACAUGAAAGGGAUUAACACAAAGAAAGCAGAUCUUUGGGACGUGUUGCACCGGGCGGUUGUCAAAGGCUCAAAGUCAUCCAAUGCACACCGGUCAGCCAAGCGUGCUAGAUCAGAAUGA
Symbiodinium natans is the source of this 1398-nucleotide messenger RNA. NCBI's taxonomy places the organism in Eukaryota, Dinophyceae, Suessiales, Symbiodiniaceae. The record is from the annotation of a GenBank genome assembly.